AUGUACAUAAGGGCUAUUAAUGGGCGUUAUGGAGGUGCUUGCCAUGAUUCACAUGUUUGGAAUUUAUCAGAGGAGAGGGAAUAUUUAAAAGAAAUGUUCCAAACUGGUGAUACUGGAACAAGAAUAUUAGGUGACUCUGGAUAUCCAUUGGAACCAUGGAUUUUGACUCCAUACAGAAAUGCUGCUGAAAAUUCAGCGGAAUCCUAUCUUAAUGACCAACAUUCGAAAGGAAGGUCGAUUAUUGAAAGAACGUUUGGAUUAUUAAAAGCAAGAUUUCGUUGCCUACUAGCAGCAAGAGAACUACAUUAUUCCCCAGAAAAGGCGGUCCAAAUUCUUAAUGUCUGUUGUGCACUACAUAACAUUUGUUUACUGUACAAAGUUGAAACCCCUAUUUUGCAAAAUGAGGAUAUAAGUAGUAUAACUUUAAACAUUAACAACAAUAUCGAAAGUAAUAUAGAAAGUUUAUAA
Lucilia cuprina (Australian sheep blowfly) is the source of this 468-nucleotide messenger RNA. RefSeq names its product putative nuclease HARBI1. The record is from RefSeq and is a predicted model, not a curated record. The transcript is spliced from 3 exons. NCBI's taxonomy places the organism in Eukaryota, Metazoa, Arthropoda, Insecta, Diptera, Calliphoridae. Bases 1 to 468 code for a protein of 155 amino acids.